This is a messenger RNA of Prunus armeniaca (apricot), 1275 nucleotides long. NCBI's taxonomy places the organism in Eukaryota, Viridiplantae, Streptophyta, Magnoliopsida, Rosales, Rosaceae. The record is from the annotation of a GenBank genome assembly.
AUGGCGUUGUUUUUUAUGAGGAAAGCUUCGACAGCUGAGUUGGAUGCUUUCUAUCCACUUAGACCAGAAUGCCAAGUUGAUGUCCCGAAGACCCGGUUUAGGCUCAGGGCUGGGAAAACUCUUAGUGCAAGAAGAUGGCAUGCUGCCUUCUCUGAAGACGGUCACUUGGAUAUAGCCAAAGUACUAAGACGAAUCCAACGAGGGGGUGUCCAUCCUGCAAUCAAAGGUGUAGUCUGGGAAUUCUUGUUAGGUUGCUUUGAUCCAAAUAGCACAUUUGAUGACCGGAAUCAGCUCAGGCAGAGCCGGAGGGAGCAGUACAGCAGAUUGAAAUCUGAAUGCCAAAAGAUGGUUCCAGUUAUUGGCAGUGGAGAAUUUCUUACAACACCAAUCAUCACAGAUGAUGGCCAACCAAUAGAAGAAUCAGCAAAUGGCAAUAUAAGUAACUAUGGAGGGGAUGCAAACCAUGCUACUUCAGACAAGAAAGUGAUUCAGUGGAAGCUUUUCUUGCAUCAAAUUGGUUUGGAUGUUGUUCGCACAGAUCGAUCACUUGUCUUUUAUGAGAGUCAAGCUCAUCAGGCAAAACUUUGGGACAUUCUUUCAGUUUAUGCUUGGGUGGACAACGAUAUUGGUUAUGUUCAAGGAAUGAAUGAUAUAUGUUCGCCAAUGGUAAUUCUUAUUGACGAUGAAGCAGAUGCCUUUUGGUGUUUCGAACGUGCGAUGCGAAGGCUGAGAGAAAAUUUUAGGUGCAGUGCUAGUUCGAUUGGAGUGCAAUCUCAGCUGAGCACACUCUCCCAAGUAAUCAAAACUAUUGAUCCUAAACUUCAUCAGCACCUCGAGGAUCUAGAUGGUGGGGAGUAUUUAUUUGCAUUUCGCAUGCUGAUGGUCCUGUUCCGAAGAGAGUUUUCCUUUGUGGAUUCACUGUAUCUUUGGGAGCUGAUGUGGGCCAUGGAAUACAACCCAAACAUAUUCUCUUCAUAUGAAGUGCCAAGUGGUGGCGCCACACCAUCUAAUGUAAAUGACAAAGAACUAAAGCAAUACGGCAAGUUUGAGAGAAACAUUGUGAAGACAGGAUACACAGAAAAACAUGGUGCACUUUCCAUUUUUCUUGUUGCAAGUGUUCUUGAGACCAAGCAAAAGCAACUUUUAAAGGAGGCUACGGGUCUAGAUGAUGUUGUCAAGAUCUUAGGUGACAUAACUGGAAAUCUGGAUGCUAAAAAGGCAUGUAAUGAGGCAUUGAGGAUUCACAAAAAGUACCUCAAGACUGUGAAGCAAUAG